Messenger RNA from Magallana angulata, 4182 nucleotides. Its product is annotated as thymidine phosphorylase-like. Gene Ontology annotation, biological process: pyrimidine nucleobase metabolic process; pyrimidine nucleoside metabolic process. NCBI's taxonomy places the organism in Eukaryota, Metazoa, Mollusca, Bivalvia, Ostreida, Ostreidae. The coding region runs from base 133 to 1485 and encodes 450 amino acids. Gene Ontology annotation, cellular component: cytosol. The transcript is spliced from 10 exons. The record is from RefSeq and is a predicted model, not a curated record. Gene Ontology annotation, molecular function: pyrimidine-nucleoside phosphorylase activity; 1,4-alpha-oligoglucan phosphorylase activity.
CCGGACACUAUUGAGUGGCCUAGUUAGCAGUCUGAAUGGCCUAGUUGACAGUCCCUUGCCGUUCCUCAUCUAUGUAUAUAAUUACACGCGAGCACAGUGAUUGAUUCUACACGUGCAUGUAUACCAUCAACAAUGGCAGCUAGCUUUGCAAUCCCUGAUUUGAUCGUCAAGAAAAGAAACGGACAUGCCCUCACCACAGAGGAAAUUAAAUAUUUUAUCCAAGAGGUGGUGAACGGUGGAAUACAACAAUGUCAGCUCGGUGCUAUGCUGAUGGCAAUGUACUUGAAAGGUCUGACAGACGAGGAGAUUGUGUGUUUGACCAGGGAAAUGAUGAAUUCAGGUGACGUGCUGGGACCCUGGCCGAAAGAAUGGAAGGGCAAGGUCGUGGAUAAACACAGCACAGGGGGCGUGGGAGACAAAGUCAGCCUCAUCCUAGCACCUGCUCUGGCAGCUUGUGGAAUGAAAGUUCCCAUGGUUUCGGGACGGGGCCUCGGCCAUACCGGAGGGACCCUAGACAAACUAGAAUCCAUUCCUGGAUUUACAGUCUCUGUGUCUAAUGAAAAGAUGGAGGAAAUACUGCAGGAGGUCGGCUGUUGCAUUGUGGGACAGACGAAACAGUUAGUUCCGGCUGACAAAGAAAUGUACAGAGUUCGUGACGUCACUGGGACAGUUGACAACCUUGGUCUUAUAGCAGGUUCCAUUAUCUCCAAAAAAGUUGCAGAGCAGCUGGACGCUCUUGUUUUGGACGUUAAAUUUGGUGUAGGAGCUUUUAUUCAAGACAAGGAUCAAUCAAGAGUGUUGGCGCAAAAAAUGGUGACCAUUGGAAAAGGUCUCGGUGUAAAAACAUCAGCCCUGUUGACGGAUAUGAACAACCCGAUAGGCAAAAAGAUCGGGAAUGCCCUGGAAGUGGCGGAGUCCAUUGAUUGUCUCCAUGGAAACGGACCACGUGAUCUUGAGGAUCUGGUCCUUAAAUUGGGUGGACAGCUGUUGUUCCUCAGCGGUAAUGCCCCGUCAGCCGAGGCAGGCGAGGUGAAACUCAAGGAAACACUAAACAACGGAUCAGCGGCCAAAAAGUUUGAGGACAUGAUCAUCGCACAAGGAGCUGACCCCGAGAAAGCCAAAGUAUUGUGUGAUAAGAAUGCUGACGUAUGGAGUGUGCUCCCAAAAGCAAAGUUCAUGACCCCGGUCAAAAGCCAAAAGACAGGUUUCGUCACUGCUAUACAAUCACGCGCAUGCGCCGAGUGUUCAUUAAAACUGGGAGCUGGUCGUCAAGCAUUUACAGAUCCGAUUAAUUAUGCAGUUGGGCUAGAAGUUUGUGUUGAUAUUGGAGAUGAAAUCAAGGAAGGUGACCCUUGGAUCAAAGUUCACCAUGAUUGUGACGUCAUUCCUGAUGUUAUAAAAAGCAAAUUGAUGGAAUCCAUUGACAUACAACCCACUAGACCAAACAAUAUCUUGUCCACCAGGGUGUCCGAAGUCAUUUCCUAGGAUAAGUAUGCCAUAUGAGGAAAAUAUGGCACAGUUUUGUUCAUUAGUAUGGUGCAAAAUAUUUGAAAGAAAAGUAAAACCUCAUAGGCAGCACUAAUUUUUUAACAAAAAUUCAACUUGUAUUUUCUUGCAUUUAUCCAAAUACCAAAAAUAUAAAUGUUUAUUUUUUCGGGUUGGAAUUUGUAAAAAUUGUUCUUUUUAUAUAUAACAGAUACAUUGUUUAAACGCAAUUCAACACUUAUGUAGUUUUGUCAUCAGAUUUAAAAGAAAAAUACACAAAGUUUUUAAGGAGUCCUCCUGUUCACUGUUAUUUUAAUAACACUUGUGUUUUUAAAUUCAUUUGUUUUUUGAAAUAUUUUGAUCGUAUUAUGUUAAUUAAUACACUAUUUUUCAUCAACAACGUAAGUGUUGUUUUAUAAAGUUUGUCUUAUUCAGUAAACGAUUGUCAUCUCAACGCAAACAUAUCAAUUGUUAUGGAGUGAUAUCAUUUGUUUUUGUUGUAUUAGUUCCAAUAAUACUAGUGAUUAGUUAAGCUAGGAACGUGUUCAUGAUGAGAUACAGCUUAUCUUUUUAAUUCAGGGAAGUGUUGUUUAUUAAAUCAAUAGUGUUUUUGAUUACUCUACAUUGUAUCUUUAGUGUUCAAAUUGAAAAGUCUAGUCACCUAGGGUGAAUCCAUUGCAUAUCAAUUAAAUAUUUACUAUAAAUUGAUAUCAAUGCCUUAAUUUGUUCAGCUCAAAUUUUAAUUGAACUAGUACAAUUGUUAUACGCUUAAAUCACCAAAGUUUGGUGAAUGAAAUAACCAUAUUGUUAUUUAGAAAUAUUGUCCAUUCACUGUGAGUUGCUGUUGCAUUUUGUCCAGAACUGAAUUUAUUUAGUCUAUCUUUUAUUUAGUGUAUUACUUAUAUCUGUUUAUCAUAAAAUUGUUAAGUACCGUGUUCAAAAUAAAACGCCGGUAUGAAAAAACGAUAUGCCAUUUUAUACUAAAGUAAAGAAAUGGGUAGUUUGUUUUUUUUUGUUUUCAACGUUAUUGCCAUUAAUUCUGUUAACUUUUCAAAUUGCUAUUUUUUUCCAUUGAACAAUAUUGAUAAUUCCAAACCAUAUUUUGUAUAAACCAUCCUUGAUAAAGAAGUUUAAAUUUGUUUGAUUGAAGGCCUAAAGUCCUAUUCUAGAGAAGGAAUUAAAAUAGUUAUCCAUGUCACACCUCACAGCCUUAUUAGCAUAAUCGGAACCUUUCUGGUUUUUAUAUUCACGAAAGAAUGAAAAAACCCGAGAAAGUCAAAACUUCGUAUAUCUCGGGAUUUUAACGUGACCAGUCUCAUACUUCGUGAAAAUCGAGAGAGGAGUUUAAAUGGAAAAAGUAAGUAAAAGUUUUUGUUUCUUAUAUUGGCAAGCUUUUAAAUUAUUUAAAGUUGCAGAACAAUUUUUUAUUAAUGUGAAGUCGAAGUUUGGGUGAUUAGCCUUAUCUCGUUAAAUUUUGUUCAGCAUGAAACAGUCUGAACAGCAAUCCUCGAUUUUGUCAACAAUCUAAAACGUGCUAAGGAGUAGUCAUUCGUCGAUUAACCUGCGGCUUCCAGAUGAUCUGAAGAUCGGGAAUAUAGAAAAUAUUGUCAAUUUGAUAUUGCUAAUGACCCAGUCAAGUCUGCUGAAGCCCAGAAGUUUCCAGACCAUGACAUUAAUAAAUACUUCUUCAAUGGAAUGCAUGAGGAUUAGAAUGGAACCUUAUUCUGCCUUUUUAUGGAGCCAACCACAGAGGAAUUUGUUCUAUACACAUCAUUUAUAACAUUCUUAUUUAUGUUGCAUAACUUUAAAUGUUACUGGAUGAAUUGUGGUCACAUGAUGAAUACCAGCAAACUUUUUAUCGAGUGCACUUAAUUUGUAUUUUUCCUACCCAUCCAUCUAACAUAUGUUUUUAUAUAACAUAUUCAUAAUUAUACAUGUAACAUUUUUGGAAACAGCUAUUUUUUUAGCCUUUCUAUUUUAUACAAUUUUUUUGUAAAGGGACUUGGACACGAUUUUAGAUCAAAAUUUUGUUUUCAGUUUCUUUAUGCAUAAAAUGAUUUACUUGCACAUUUUGAAUAAUUGACCAUAAUUUGAAUGUUAGAAGUCAAGUUAUAAGAGAGAUACAGGGGUAAGAAUUUAUUGUUAUGUAAACAAAGCUCGAGUCUUAUGUUUGUUUACAAAUAAUAUAAAGUAUGAAAUUACCAUACUGAUUCGAUGUGAUCAUAAAUGAUAUUAAAUGAUAUUAUUAAUAGAAAAAAGCAACAUUUGAAUGAAACUUACACCAAUAAAACGCAUAUGUAAAUAAUAACAAGACUCGCGCUUUGUUUUUAAAACAAAGAAUAUUUAAUUCAUUAUCUUUCAUUUAACUCAGUAUUUGACUUUCAAAAUUAGUAUUAUGAUUUUUUAAGAAUGAUAUAUGAAAUUUGAUUAAUUUAUUUUUCAUUUUAAGAAAAUUCAUUUUAAAAAAGAUCUCUUACAACCUGUGUAUUUUUUUUUUCAGUUUACAAAACAGUGUAUUAAUUAAAUGUAGUUGUGUAGAUUUAUACAUGUACCUACAAGCAAUAUACAUUUAAUAUUCACCAGGUACAUGUACCAGCCUACUUUAUUUGAUAAAUAAAUGUACUUCUUUCAUGCCUUUUUCAUGCCUUUUACUCAUUGCCAUAUGUAUUAUUUGUAAUUAAAAUACUUUGAAAACUU